Molecule: messenger RNA, 1059 nt
Organism: Durusdinium trenchii
Lineage: Eukaryota; Dinophyceae; Suessiales; Symbiodiniaceae
Source: the annotation of a GenBank genome assembly
AAGCCCAUGUUCGGGGUUUCCGACACUUGGAUGAAUUUGGACCAUGCAGACCAUCCAAAUCCAUUCAGGCAUGUUAAUAGGCAAGAAUGAAGCAACGAGCAUGCUACACAUCAUAUAUGUGUUUUCGAUUAGUGCAUUGCCACACUUCCGAGCUUCGAUGUUGCAAGUGAACACCAAAUCCAUCACUUCCCAGACUCCCAGACCAUCCGCACAUUGGAAUAUACCUAAAUCAUCCUAAAUCUUCAAAGUUUGCCGGUUUCUGCUUUCUCACCACCCAAAAACCGCUGUCUUUGGGAAACAAAGACACCGUAACAUGCCUGCCACGGCGUCUUUUCUCUUUUCCUCCAGUCUGUUUUCGACCUGGCGGACCUGUCCGACAGUUGUCAGUGAUGCGCGACUCCGUCCGUCGGUUUCAGACGGCCCCAGAGACCAGCGAUGUCACCAGCGAUGUCACCAGCAUUUCGGAAGGAGAGAAAUCAUGGCGGUGAACAUCGGCCGAUCUGUGCCAGGCAUAAGGGACAGGCGGCCACUGAUGUGGUCUUCCCGCAGUGUCUGGGAAUCUACAUUUGCAGCAGUGCCAUUUACUUGCUGUACGCGGCGGUGGCGAAGCUUUCGGGCUGGCGCGUGCCGCAUGCACCCAUCCGCCCGGCCUACUUGAGUGGCUGCAUCUGGGCCGUGGGCUUCACCUUCAUGAUCACCGGCAUCUCAUCCUUGGGCUUUUCCAUUGGCUAUACGCUGGACGCGGUGGGGCCCAUCGUGAUUGCCAGCCUUCUCUCCGUUUUCGUCUUCAAGGAAAUCUCUGAGAGGAACCAACUGAUCUUGUAUAGUGUAGCCUUCGGCUUGCAGCUGAUUGGAGUGCUUUGCAUGUCCUCCGCAUCCAGCUGACGUCGUUUGACACGACCCGGCAGAGGGCGCAACGCUCUGAACUCGGGACGAGCCGAAGUCGGACGCAGUGUUGAGAAGUCCAUGGUGAACAUGACCAAGCAGGUGGCGGCCUUCUGAUUCGGGAGUUGAUUGAUGGAGUAGACCCUGGUAUGUAACUGUGAAAAGCAAAACCAC